UCACGCGACGGCCUCCACCUCCCCCCCUUGCUGUCUACCUCCCAGCCGGCCUGGCGGGUGGGAGGUAAUAUAUUCGGACGGUGUCUGUGCAAGUAGCGACAGCGACUGCAGUCACGUCCAUUACCGCGAGCAUGGCAGAGUGUCACGCCCAGAAUAAAGCCAAACUCAUCUCUGAAACCCGACGGAGGUUCGAAGCUGAGUAUGUGACAGAUAAGCCAGAUAAAUAUGAUCCACGUGAUAUUGAAAGGCUACAGCAAGAUGAUAACUGGGUUGAAAAUUACUUAUUUUGGAGACAUAAUAUUGUAGAUGAAACUCUGAAAAUGCUUGAUGAGAGUUUUCAGUGGAGGAAAGAAAUGUCCGUCAAUGACCUGACUGAAUCCUCCAUUCCCAGAUGGUUAUUGGAACUUGGUGGUAUUUAUCUCCAUGGUUAUGACAAAGAAGGCAACAAGCUAUUCUGGAUCAGGGUGAAGUACCAUGUAAAAGACCCUAAAACCAUAUUGGACAAAAAGAAGCUUAUCGCAUUCUGGUUGGAACGUUAUGCUAAAAGAGAAAAUGGGAAACCUGUAACAGUGAUGUUUGACCUGUCAGAAACUGGAAUAAACAGCAUUGACAUGGACUUUGUACGCUUUAUCAUCAACUGCUUUAAGGUUUAUUACCCUAAAUACCUCUCAAAAAUGGUGAUCUUUGAUAUGCCUUGGAUCAUGAAUGCUGCUUUCAAAAUUGUGAAAUCCUGGCUUGGUGCAGAAGCAAUGAGUUUGCUGAAGUUUGCAAGUAAAAAUGAAGUCCAGGACCAUGUCAGUGUGGAAUAUCUGCCUCCCCACAUGGGUGGAACUGAUCCGUUUAGAUACAGCUAUCCACCACUAGUAGAUGAUGACUUCCAGACACCAUUGUGUGAAAAUGGGCCUAUUGCUAGCGAAGAUGAAGCUUCAAGUAAAGAAGAUAUAGAAAGUGAUGGCAAAGAAACCUUGGAGACAAUUCCUAAUGAAGAACAGACAGCUCUGAAAAAGAUUACCCUAACUGAACCUACUUCUAAAGCAGAAGAAAAUGAAAAAGUUGAUUCCAAAAUGAAAACUUUCAAGAAACCAUUGAGUGUGUUUAAAGGUCCCUUACUACACAUCAGCCCAGCAGAAGAACUGUAUUUUGGAAGUACAGAAUCUGGAGAGAAGAAGACUUUAAUAGUGCUGACAAAUGUAACUAAAAACAUAGUUGCAUUUAAGGUGAGAACAACUGCUCCAGAAAAAUACAGAGUCAAGCCAAGCAACAGUAGUUGUGACCCUGGUGCAUCAGUUGACAUAGUUGUGUCUCCCCAUGGGGGUUUAACAGUCUCUGCCCAAGAUCGUUUUCUGAUAAUGGCUGCAGAAAUGGAACAGUCAUCUGGCACAGGCCCAGCAGAAUUGACUCAGUUCUGGAAAGAAGUUCCCAGAAACAAAGUGAUGGAGCAUAGGUUAAGGUGCCAUAUUGUUGAGAGCAGUAAACCAACCACACUUACAUUAAAAGACAGUGCUUUCAACAUUUCUGAAAAAACCAGUGAAGACAUAUAUCUACAACUCAAUCGUUUACUAGAAAGCAAUAGGAAGCUCGAAGACCAAGUUCAGCACUGUAUCUGGUUCCAGCAGCUGCUGCUUUCCUUAACAAUGCUCUCGCUUGCUUUUAUCAUCUCUUUCUUCUAUUUGUUGUACAGUUAAACAAGUGGUACUCCAUAGGAAAUGUGGCUCUUUCACUCAUUAGUUGGAAUAAGUAAGACCCAGAACUUCUUUACCAUGCUACUAAGUGUCACACAUCUGUGCUUCCUCAAAGGAAAUGUGCAACACUUAGAGAACAGAUACAAGUCUUGAAAAUGAACGGUUAGAAAAAGCAAACACUGAAGAAAUAUGAGACUAUUGCUAGUUAGUAAAGUGAGUGAAGGCCUAUCUGUUAUGUAAAUUAAUGGCUUAGAUAUAAUUUAUUUUUUCCUUUUGAUUUAAAUACUUUCAAAGCUUAAGUUUUAUCAAUGUAUAUAUAGUAGCUGAACUGAAAAGAAUAAGUAACUUGCUUUGUUGCAGCCAAGAAAUGUAAUCUGCUUUUUUAAAUGACAGCGUUACUAUAGCUGAGCCAAGUUAUUAGCUUUUCUAUACCAUGUAUAUAGAAGACCAUGUAUAUUGAAAAGAACAUUACAGAGUAACUUCUGUAAUCAUGACUUUGUAAUUUUGAGAAUUUCUUCCGGAUGGUAGUCAAAAUUCUUUUGGAAUGUAAAACUAUUUAAUGCCAAACCACCUUUAGCCUUUGUUUCUUAUCAGUCUUCCUUAACAGCCUGCCAUUUAUUAAUCUCAAACUUUUUUAUGAACACUCUCAUUUAAGUAGAAUUUGGAAAAUGAACUUUGGUUGGGUUUUCUUUGGAUGCUGUUAGUAAUGUCCAGAAGGAAAAUCUCUUCAGUCACUUUCCAGUUGUCUUUAUGCAGUUUCAUGGUGUUCACUGUGGCUGACCACUGACGCUUUUGCUUCAUUCCUUAGAAAGCCGUGAUCCUCCGUUCCUUCACCCUCUUUUCUGUGUAAAAGUAGUUGAGAUUUUUUGAAAAGUUAGUUUUUGGUACAAUUCAUUUACAUUUCAGUUCCUUGUUAAAAUAAGCCAUGAGAAGGAAAUGUGGCAAAAGACUGGGUUAUCUAUAAGGUGGGAAAAAAAAGAAAAAUCAAAAUUCAAGUGUCAGUUCUCCAUGUAAGAGUGAAAAAGGUAACACGUGAUUGCCUCUAAAGCGCGCAGACCAGGGCUGAUUGACUUGCUUGACACUCCGCCUUUGUCGCAGUAAAACCAAGGACGGUCCUGAGAUUCCUAAAGUGACGUACUUUGCUGGAACAGAGGCUAAUGAAAUUAGUUUGUUCUCUCAUUAAUAUGAUCAGUUUCAGUCCAUGUUGGUUCACGUGUAAAUCUACUUUAUGAUAAUGAAAUAAAAAAUAGUCUGCCUAAAAAUAGUCUGUAAAACAAAUUUUGAGUUUUGAUUGAGCUAUUCUUUAAGAACUUUUUAUUCUGAGGUAUAGUGGUGGUGGCUUUCAUCUUGAGAAAUUGAUGAUUCUAAAAUUGAGUUAUGAAACAAUUGGCCUAGGAAAUAAAACCUUAAAAGGACACUGACCUGACACUCUUGUCUUAAUUUGGGUUUUUCUGUUUCAGUUUGCCAACUCCAGACGUGCAAGUGACUUCAGUCCACCCUAAGUACUAUCCCUACUAUCUUCCUGUGUGUGUACACAGCAGUGUGCCCCUAAUAUGUUACAUUCCUGGCUUUAAUGUCCUCUAAUCCUAAAGUAUUUUUGUAUGUUUUUUGUUCCUUAGCAAAUACAUAAGUAAUCAGUCAAAAUGGGAAAAGCGUUGUCCUAACAGUGUCCCUUUAAUGUUUCAUAUGAAAAUUACAUUGACUCCCUAAAAUGUUCUUCCCUGAUGUACAGUUGAAUUUAGUAACAUAUCUUGUUAAUGUGUGUGUAUCUACUAAUUGUGUCUAAGCAAAACUACUGAAAUUUAACUAUGAAAUCAAAGGUAUCUAAAAUUUUAUCUUGAUGAAUCAUCUGUUUACAUUUGAUUUUAUUCUGUCUUCAUUUUAUUUAAUUACUUGUAUGAUUAUUUUUGGCAGUCUGUAACUAAUUUUACUUUUAAUCAGGUCAUUACCUGUUUAUGACCAAAUUACCAAGGACCAACAUUUAGAUUGUUUUCACUUAAGAAUGGAAACUACUAUUUCAUGAAUACAUAACAAAAUAUCAUUAGCAUGAUCUACAAGUUGCCUAAAAUUGCAAUUGCUGGUAAACCUAGCCUCAAAUUUCAUAAUACCAAACUUUUUAUAUCUUGCCACUAAUUUUGACUGGAUUUAAUAGCACUUUAUUGUACAAUUGCAAAAGAAUAUAUUCCUAGAAUUGUUGCCAG
This is a messenger RNA of Manis javanica (Malayan pangolin), 3883 nucleotides long. It is a transcript of the gene MOSPD2, whose product is annotated as motile sperm domain containing 2. Gene Ontology annotation, cellular component: endoplasmic reticulum-endosome membrane contact site; endomembrane system. The record is from RefSeq and is a predicted model, not a curated record. Lineage: Eukaryota; Metazoa; Chordata; Mammalia; Pholidota; Manidae.